This is a messenger RNA of Rubroshorea leprosula, 1035 nucleotides long. The record is from the annotation of a GenBank genome assembly. NCBI's taxonomy places the organism in Eukaryota, Viridiplantae, Streptophyta, Magnoliopsida, Malvales, Dipterocarpaceae.
GUUGGACCUUUGGUAAGCACUUACAGAAGACAGAUGCAUGGCAUAUUACAACUCAAAAUUGCACUUAUGCAUACGCUGUUAUCAGUAGGGCAUGGCUAAGACGUACAUUUUAACCUCAUAUAAGAGAUGGCAAAUUGCUUGCUGCUUCGGUGCCUCAACUCGGAAGUCCAAAGCUCUUAAAACCUCUGUCGAGGCCAUCUAUUGAAGUUCAGUGGUUCUAGAUUCCUGCUUAACUGAUAUAUAUGUCAGGUUCCUUCCCCAAGCAUAUGUACAUAUAUAUAAUUUGUGUGUUUUCUGUACAUAUAGCAACUAGUUUUUGCAGAAAAUUUUCAAUAUUGCAUCAUAAUCACCGUGUUAUUUAACCACAAUCUUGAAAUAAUGACAUGCAUGCAUCGUAUCUUGUUAUUUAGAAUAAAGAACAUAAUAUCUUGAAAUUAUCAUAUGUUCUCAUUUCGUUAAUUUCUUCAACACAGACUUGAAUGAUUAUUGAAAUGUAUACCAGAACUGAAUUUUUUCUGUACCAUUCAAUGUUUCCUUGCAGGGUCAUCGGCAUGAAAAUUGGAUGGGAAGGGUAUAUAAGUGAUCAGCCAAACUGUUAUUUGAAGCUGUACCACUGCUUUGAAGCUCAAUCCUCUGCCCAUGCCAAUGGGAGUUCUUAAUAAAAUUGUUGCAGCAAAGCUGGUCUCCGUCCUCCUUUUUCAUUGUAGACUAUAAAGAAUUUUAUAACCGCACUGUAAGUUAUAACUUUGUUUUAGGAGCGUAGAGCAACACUAUUAUGUUCAGUUCUGUCACUUCUUUAGAGCAUGAAGAAUGCAUAUUGGUUCUCUCGUGAGUUUAGAAUAAUCUACUUGGCAAAUGGGAAGCGAGAUUAUCAAAGCCCACUCCAUCUUCAUUUUCUGAAUGAUUAGUUAUGUUGUGCACUUGUACUGGCUCUUAUGUAAAAUGGUUGUCACCUGGAAUGACCAAAACUUGUAGCUCGAUUGGUUAGACUGUAUGAUCUUUUCAUCCAGAUAUCGGGCCUUAAAAUGAGGACAC